Thelazia callipaeda (thelaziosis nematode) is the source of this 1293-nucleotide messenger RNA. Lineage: Eukaryota; Metazoa; Nematoda; Chromadorea; Rhabditida; Thelaziidae. The record is from the annotation of a GenBank genome assembly.
AUGCCAUUGCUUAAUAAAAAUUCGCAUAAAAAAAAGCAUCGCAAUCGUCAGCAACAAUUGCAACAAACUUCGCGGUCAUAUCAACAGCCUCAAAUUUCAAAUGAUAAUGUUUUUAUGACCGCUUCAUCGUGGUCAGCCCGCACUCAGCCUCAUUCUCGAGUGUAUUCACAGAUUUAUCCAAGUGGACAAUCUGAAGAUGACAGUGAAUACCAACGGAGUACUGAUAACAAGUCUUAUCAACAACGAAAAGGCAUGAAAUCCUUAGGAUCGACCAAAAAUGGCCAAUCAAGUAGCUUUCCAAAUUUUCAAUCCUCAAGAAAUUCAAUGAUAUAUCGAUAUUUACCUGAUGAUAUACGUCAUUUACGUCAUUUCCACAAAAAUGAAUUUCUUUAUCCUUCUGGUGAUGAAAAUAUUGAAUCAAGUCGUGGUAUAAUUGAAAAAAUUCGUAACUUUUCUGAGAACACAACAGCUCACGGAGUUCGACGUAUCUUUAUUGCUCGAAAUCCGUAUACAGCUCGAUUAUGGUUAUUUGGGAUAAUUUUUUGCUUUAUUAUUCUAAUUAUUCAAGCACAGCAACUUGUGAUGAAGUUUAAUCGACACGAAAAGAUUACAAGCAUUGCACUCAAAUUUGAUUAUAUGCAAUUUCCGGCUGUGACUUUUUGUAAUCUGAAUCCGUACAAAAAAAGUUUGGUACGAAUGAUACCAUCUGUUAAAGACACGAUGGAUGUUUAUGAAAAUGCAAAAUCGCUUCGAAACGAUCAAGUAAAAGCGCAAAUGUCGUCUGGAAGUGUUAAAAAACGUUUAGAAAAAGUGAAACCUUUAUUGGACGAGUACAGUCUUGAACAAGAUCGAAUUUGGCAUAAAAGUCAUCUUGUAAAAAAGCGAUUAAAAGGAGCUGAAGCAGAAAAAACAAUGAAUGAUAUUUUACAAAAUUUUGAUGAAAGCACAGUCGUAAAAAUAUCGAGAAGUAAACGAGCAAAAGAAAAAGUGCGCUACGAGGUGGCAGAGGCACAUUGUAGAUGUAUUGGUCGUGCUGAGAUGGAGUGCAUCAGAUUCCAAUCCAUCCCUCCAACUGUUCAUGAUAAAUGCAUUUGUACAUAUGAUAACGAAAUGGAUAUGGCCUGGCCUUGCUUUAACAUAUCAAUAUGGUAUCGCGAAAGCUGUAAUGUUUGUUCAGGCGAUGGAUUUUGUGAACCGCGAGCAAACCAUGAUACUAAGGGUGCAAAUUGGCCAUGUUUGUGUCGGAACCGUACUCUUGACUCUGUGAGUCCUUGGUUUUCAAAUUUUUAUUGA